Bombyx mori (domestic silkworm) is the source of this 671-nucleotide messenger RNA. RefSeq names its product CIMIP2 protein GA14893. Bases 148 to 459 code for a protein of 103 amino acids. Lineage: Eukaryota; Metazoa; Arthropoda; Insecta; Lepidoptera; Bombycidae. The record is from RefSeq and is a predicted model, not a curated record. The transcript has 5 exons.
ACAUUGCCAUGAUCAUUGUCAAAACUGCAAUGUCUUAAACAACGUUUGCAAGAAAAUAAAUAAUCGAUAUUUUUGAUUUUUUAAAUUCCAAAUUAUGUUUUAAUUACAUAACUAUUCGGCCAAAAAUAUUUUUUUUUGAAAUUUACAAUGGCUCUGGAUUUAGUCAGUAUCGCCCAACCGCAUUAUAUUCCUGGGUACACGGGUCAUUGUCCCGAGUACAAGUAUCGGAUCGGCGAUACGUAUGGCUCGACAACACACAAGAUCCUUCUCGAUCCGAGCGUGCAGCAUUCAGAGAGGCUGGUGCUAUCCGAUAGAACGGCCGAUGACUUCCAGAUCUACCGUCCAGCACAGAACGAGAUAGACAUCGUGAACGCACGUUUCCGUAAUGGCGAUCCCGUUUACAAGCAUCCCAUGAUACCAGGAUACGAAGAGGUUGCAACUGAACCAGAGGGCAGCUAGGAACCAACUGGAGAGGGUCGUCAGUCUUCAGGCCGGAAAAGGACAGCCCUGGGAUUUGGUUGACAGAUUCUCUGCUACGGCGGAGUUUAAGUUGCCCUUGGUCGUAGUACGACCGGAAUGUGCGGGUAUACUUCGUGAUCUACCAAUGGACGAGCCGAAACUGUCUCCAGCAUCGCAUUCCGUCAGUCCUUACUUUAUGGAAAAUGAUGAUC